AUGGACCCCAUUUCAGCUCUUGGCAUCGCGAAUGCGACCGCUCAGUUUAUCGCCUUUGCCUCAGAACUACUGUCCACCACCACAGACAUAUACAACUCAGUGGGCGAUGCUUCUGCAUAUGCGUCUAACCUAGAUACAGUUUAUUCCCGUUUAAAACUGAUUUGCAGAAACCUUAACCAAGGAUCCCAGAAAGUAUGCAGGGAUCAGAUCGCCGGAACAGCCGCUAACCCAGGUCUUGGUCACACUUUCGAUUCGGGUACGCAGGGGGUUCCCGCAGACGUUCUUGAAGGUAUGAAUGAAUCUGAACUACGAAUGGGUAACACCUUGCCUGAAUUGUGUGACGUGUACUCUACUCUUCAAGAGGUCGUCAAGAGCUGCGACCAGGACUCCACCAUCAUUCUUUCUCUCAUCUCAAAGCUGAAGUUAGAGAAUGGUGCUGGAUCCUUAACCAAAAGCUUUAAAUUGGCAAUAAAGAUGAUCUGGAAGAAGGAUGAAAUACAGAGAUUGGACGAAAGGCUCAAGCGGUCGCAGGCUAUCUUGGUUACUACCAUGGUGCGGAUAUCCAACAUCUACCAAGCCCAACAUUCUCGAGAGCUGGCGGCUUUGCGGAGGGAGAGCCUGGUUCUAGGAGCAAGAUACUCUCAGCAGCUGUCACAUAUGCAAAGCUCACUCAGCAACAUCGAGCGGGGCGUUAGAUCCCAGCCCUGCGAUGACACAUUGAUCGAUAGAAUCACCAACUUGGAGAUGAUGAUGCGCCAGACUUCACUAUCUGAGGCUAGACUACGCAAGGAGCUUGACAUCAUACGAUCACUCAGCUUCAAGACGAUACACUCCCGUCAUGACGCCAUCUGUGACGCACACCACGAAACAUUUGGUUGGGCUUUUAGAGCUUCAAGCGAUGAACAAACAAACCUGACUAAAAAGCAACGCGAGUCUCAGAGGAAGCUUCUGAAAUGGCUUGAGCAUGGCAGUGGAGUAUUUUGGGUGUCUGGGAAGCCUGGGUCGGGCAAGUCGACCUUUAUGAAGUUCGUUGCAGAUCAUCACAUGACAAUGGAGGCACUUUCACGAUGGGCACAUCCAGGUCGAGCCAUUAUUUCCAGUUGCUACUUCUGGAAUUCAGGGUCUGAGAUGCAGAAGUCAUUGGUUGGCCUUCUGCAAACACUUCUUUGCGAGGUGUUUAAGUGCUGUCCACAGUUGAUCGAAAGUGCGUGUCCCUCUAGAUGGUCCCAAGACGUACCUCUUGGAGAGAAGUGGACAGAGAGCGAGCUCCGGGAUGCCAUUUCACGCAUUUCGGAGCAAAAGGACGUCACUUUCAGGUUCUGCUUCUUCAUUGACGGAUUAGACGAAUACGAGAGCGUCAACGGCGAUCACAGCGACUUCUGCGAGUACCUUAUGUCAAUAUCCAGUCAAAGUAUCAAGAUUUGCUUGUCCAGCAGGCCUUGGAAUGAGUUUACCGACGCCUUCGGCCAAGACCCAGCGUCUAGAAUAUUCAUUCAUGAGCUUACAUGGGACGAUAUAUUCGUAUACACUCGAGAUAGGCUCCAAACGCAUCCACGUUGGAAGCUGUUAGAGCCGCAGACACCUAAAGCGGGAACCCUGGCCAAAACAGUCGCUGUAAGAGCACAAGGAGUCUUUCUUUGGGUUUUUCUCGUGACAAGGCUCCUCAGGGAGGGUCUGAGCAACGAUGAUAGCUUCACUGACCUGGAGAAGAGGCUUUUGAGCAUACCAACGGAGCUAGAAACAUUCUUCAGGCAGAUUUUGGAAUCUGUUCCAAGCUUCUAUCAUGAGAAAAUGGCUGGCACACUCUGUGUGGCACUUUAUGCAAGAGAGCCUUUGGAUUCUAUGAUAUACAGCUUCGUGGGAGAGGAGUAUGAAGACCCAAAUUAUUUCCGGCAUUGUUUCAACCCAGAAAGUGACCUGAAUCCUGACGAAGCCCAGAAUCAUCUGGUAGCACGACAAAAACAGAUUACUCGUCGACUCAAAGGCUGGUGUCGCGGGCUUUUGGACGAGCAAAUGGGAAAGGUCCAAUUCCUCCACCGAACAGUAGGGGAGUUUCUCAGAACCCGAGAAAUGUCAGAGUUCCUAGAAUCAAAACUCCCUUCGAACUUCAACAGUGGACUUUCGAUACUAAAAGCAUAUUUGGCGUGGCUCAACUUGUCCAGUCUCGAGGGCGGGAAGUUCAUGCUGUUUGAAGACAUAGGUAUAAAGGAUCUAGCUUUGUGCGAAAGUCCAUUAUAUCUUGGACUUCAAUCCUCUCUCAAAUAUGCUUCAUACCUUGAGCUCGAGGAUAGUGUCCCCAAACCAUAUCUGGACUCGCUUAUUGACGAAAUGGAUAUACGGUUGGCAAAAAUGGCGAGGGCUAUAAAACCACUGCUUGUGAACCAUGUUCUGGAGACAUCUGAACAUGUUUCUGGAUUGGUUCGUAUAGCUGCUCUUGAUCUGCCUUUGAUGGGAUAUCUUUCCAGAAAGAUUUUAAAAGAACCAAGCUUUCUCUCUAUGUUCGGUCAGUCACCAAUAUCCACUGUAUUAUGGACUCCAACACUGUCACACAUAACAUGGCCGACUGAAAGCCGAGAAAAGCUUGAGUACUUGUUCAAGUCCGGCUCCAACUCAAACGAACUGACAGUGGGAUCGAUGCAUAUGGUGACCGUAUGGGAGAGGUUCUUAUCCGAGAUUCUACCAAAAGGCUCCCCGACAGGAUGGAAUAGAGCUGGCCCCAAGUUUCAAGACGCAAUCGAGCUUGGCCUGGUGCAAGUCUUUCUAGACUUUGGUGCCAAUCCUCGGAGCAAGAUCUGGUUAGACUCAGUUAAUGCUGUGUCUGCCUUGACUCUAUUCUUGGCUGCUGGCUUCGACCUCGAAAGGCAUGAACAAGCCCAAGAAAUGUACUUCCAAGCACUAGACUGUUUCAUUCAAGGAGGGGCAACACUUGAUAGUACUGAGAGCUCUGGCGAUGAACCUCGAUCGUCUGGCUUGGACCAAACUCUCCUCGAGGUCUCCAUGAUCGACUUUGCUGAGUUUAACUGCGUCAUGGGAACAACUACUACUGGAUCCGCCCAACGGCACUGCGAGCUUAUUUUUGACCAAUUCGAAGAGAAGUUGCGACCAGUUGAUACCAUCAGUACUGAGACGCCACAUCAUCUCUUUUUCGCAGGAUUGCUUAGAAGGAUCUUGCCAUGCGCUUACAAAGCAUCAUGGCCUUUGGACAGGUACCAGUAUCUCAUCGAGCGGACUCUAGAGCAGACUCUAAACAACGAAAAGCCAUCGCCUGGUAGUAUUUGGCGUUCAGUCCAUCUAAAGAGAUGCAGGACAGUCGAUUCCGACGAACAUGGAAAUCAGGCAAAACGAAGGUUGUUUCAGGAUAAUUGA
Fusarium proliferatum ET1 is the source of this 3366-nucleotide messenger RNA. RefSeq lists its product as uncharacterized. The record is from RefSeq and is a predicted model, not a curated record. Lineage: Eukaryota; Fungi; Ascomycota; Sordariomycetes; Hypocreales; Nectriaceae. The coding region runs from base 1 to 3366 and encodes 1121 amino acids. The transcript is spliced from 2 exons.